GCCGCUGCGCGACUCGAUGCCCCGACCGGAAGUGCUCUUCACCGCCGGCCUCCCACCCGGCUCUCUGGUCUGGGCGGUAAGAUGGCGGCUACCGCGGAGUGCGAUGUGGUAAUGGCGGCGACCGAGCCAGAGCUGCCGGACGAAGAAGGAGCGAAGAGGGAAGCAGAGUCUUUCAAGGAACAAGGAAAUGCAUACUAUGCCAAGAAAGAUUACAAUGAAGCUUAUAACUAUUAUACAAAAGCCAUAGAUAUGUGUCCUAAAAAUGCUAGCUAUUAUGGGAAUCGAGCAGCCACCUUGAUGAUGCUUGGAAGGUUCCGGGAAGCUCUUGGAGAUGCACAGCAGUCAGUGAGGUUGGAUGACAGUUUCGUCCGGGGACAUCUACGAGAAGGCAAAUGCCACCUAUCUUUAGGGAAUGCCAUGGCAGCCUGUCGCAGCUUCCAGAGAGCCCUAGAAUUGGAUCACAAAAAUGCUCAGGCACAACAGGAGUUCAAGAAUGCAAAUGCAGUCAUAGAAUAUGAGAAAAUAGCAGAAACGGAUUUUGAGAAGCGGGAUUUUCGGAAGGUGGUUUUCUGCAUGGAUCGUGCACUAGAAUUUGCCCCUGCUUGCCAUCGCUUCAAAAUCCUCAAAGCAGAAUGUUUAGCAAUGCUGGGUCGUUAUCCAGAAGCACAGUCUGUGGCUAGUGACAUUUUACGAAUGGAUUCCACCAAUGCAGAUGCUCUGUAUGUACGAGGUCUUUGCCUUUAUUAUGAAGAUUGUAUUGAGAAGGCGGUUCAGUUUUUUGUACAGGCUCUCAGGAUGGCUCCUGACCAUGAGAAGGCCUGUGUUGCUUGCAGAAAUGCCAAAGCACUGAAAGCAAAGAAAGAAGAUGGAAAUAAAGCCUUUAAAGAAGGAAAUUACAAGCUAGCAUAUGAACUGUACACAGAAGCCCUGGGGAUAGACCCCAACAAUAUAAAAACAAAUGCUAAACUCUACUGUAAUCGGGGUACGGUUAAUUCCAAGCUUAGGAAACUAGAUGAUGCAAUAGAAGACUGCACAAGUGCAGUGAAGCUCGAUGACACUUACAUAAAAGCCUACUUGAGAAGAGCUCAGUGUUACAUGGACACAGAACAGUAUGAAGAAGCAGUGCGGGACUAUGAAAAGGUGUAUCAGACGGAGAAAACAAAAGAACACAAACAACUCCUUAAAAAUGCACAGAUGGAACUAAAGAAGAGUCAGAGGAAAGAUUACUACAAGAUUCUGGGCGUGGACAAGAACGCCUCUGAGGAUGAGAUCAAGAAAGCUUAUCGGAAACGGGCCCUGAUGCACCAUCCAGAUCGGCACAGUGGAGCCAGUGCCGAAGUUCAGAAGGAGGAGGAGAAAAAGUUCAAGGAAGUUGGAGAAGCUUUUACCAUCCUCUCUGAUCCCAAGAAAAAGACUCGCUAUGACAGUGGACAGGACCUGGAUGAGGAGGGCAUGAAUAUGGGUGAUUUUGAUGCAAACAACAUCUUCAAGGCAUUCUUCGGCGGGCCUGGGGGCUUCAGCUUUGAAGCAUCUGGUCCCGGGAAUUUCUUUUUUCAAUUUGGCUAAUGAAAGGAAACCAUCCAGAAUCCAGAAAAUGCCGACUUGCUCAGUUUAACCUUGAAUGUGGACACAGUUCACCUCCUCCCUUCAUCAUGUCUCCAUGUACUUAGAGCAGUUUCGUUUUCUCAGUUGGAUGCCCUGUGUCUGUGAGUGGGGUGAAGGAAAGGGAGCCAGCACUGAAGACUGCGGGGAGGGGAGGGAGGCGGGGGGUGGACAGGG
Molecule: messenger RNA, 1779 nt
Organism: Myotis myotis
Lineage: Eukaryota; Metazoa; Chordata; Mammalia; Chiroptera; Vespertilionidae
Gene: DNAJC7
Product: DnaJ heat shock protein family (Hsp40) member C7
Exons: 14
Coding region: 82-1566 (494 amino acids)
Molecular function (GO): protein binding
Source: RefSeq, a predicted model, not a curated record